GUUUUUACAAUAGGUUGUGGGAAGCCGCCCGGUCCAGUUCAGUAUCUAGAGUUCCUCGUGAUUUUCUUCGAAUUUAAAUUGCAGCCGCCUAUUUGCAGUGCCAGAAUUUGGAACACAUUUAAUUGGUUCUAAAUAGUCAUUUAUUCAGUGCAAAGAAAAUAAAAUUAAGACGAGAUGUCUUCUAAUAACGAGAACGGAAACUACAGCAACGAUGACGAGCCAAUUUCUGAGCCUGAGCAAUUGCGUAAAUUGUUCAUUGGCGGUUUGGAUUACCGCACUACCGAUGAUGGUUUAAAGGCUCAUUUCGAAAAAUGGGGCAACAUUGUCGAUGUCGUCGUUAUGAAAGAUCCCAAAACCAAACGUUCUCGUGGCUUUGGAUUUAUCACAUAUUCGCAAUCGUAUAUGAUUGAUAAUGCUCAAAAUGCCCGGCCACACAAGAUUGAUGGACGCACUGUUGAACCCAAGCGUGCAGUGCCACGACAAGACAUCGAUAAUCCAAAUGCUGGUGCCACUGUUAAGAAAUUGUUUGUUGGUGGUUUGCGCGAUGACCAUGACGAAGAGUGCCUUCGGGAGUAUUUCAAAAGCUAUGGCAAUAUUUUGGGUAUUAACAUAGUCUCGGACAAGGAGACUGGCAAAAAGCGUGGCUUCGCUUUUGUUGAGUUUGAUGAUUAUGAUCCCGUGGACAAGAUUAUUUUACAAAAAUCCCAUACCAUCAAAAAUAAAACUUUGGAUGUAAAGAAAGCCAUUGCCAAACAAGAUAUGGAUCGCCAAGGCGGCGGUGGCGGUGGAAACCAAGGUGGUGGUGGCGGCGGCGGUGGACGCAAUCAAGGUGGUCCUCGUGGUGGUGGUGGCCGCAAUGAUCGUGGCAAUCAAGGCGGUGGAUGGGGUGGUAAUCGUCAAAACGGCGGAAAUUGGGGUGGCAACAACAGUUUCGGAAACAGCGGCAACUUUGGUGGUGGCAGUCAAGGUGGUGGUCCUGGUGGCUGGAAUAACCAACCAGCUCCCUGGAACAAUCAGGGUGAUGACUGGAACAGUGGUGGUGGUUUCGGUGGCGGUCCUCAAGCAAAUGGCGGCAACAAUAGCUGGGGUGGAAACAGUGGUGGUGGCAACUUUGGCAAUGAUUACCAACAGAGUUAUGGCGGUGGUCCACAACGUGGCAAUAACUUUGGCAACAGCAGACCGGCGCCUUAUGGAUUCAAUAAGGGUGGCAACCAAGGAAGCGGCAGCAGCCAAACAGGUGGUAGUUUCGGUAAUAACUACAACAGUGGAGGUGGACCCGGUAAUAUGGGCGGAAAUAGAAGAUAUUAAUUUAAGGUAAUAUAGAGCAAAAACAAAAUACUAUCAAGCAGAAAGAGAGAGAGAGAGAGGGAGAGAAGAUGAGAGACAGGCAGGAUUAAAGGCAAGGAGAUAUGCAAGAAGAUGAUGAAGGAAGAAUAAUAACUCUAGGCUCAAACAAGCAAACAAACAAACAAACAAAACAAAACAAAACAAGCAGGCAGGAGGCAGGCAGGCAUAUCAGGCAUAUAUCUAUUUAUAAUCAGAUCAAAUAAGCCAACUCGCGUGUCAGUCAACUUACCUUCUUGUUCAGCCUGUGUUUAUUAGACAGUAUUGAGAUUGAUGUCCAAAAGCGUCGAGCGUCUUUAUUAUAACUUGUUCCUUCACUAACCAUCCCACUGCUUUAUUAUAGGCUAGUAAGCUUUGUCUCGUCUCUUAUGUAUGAAAACAAAACAAAAAAUUAUUUAUAACAGAAAAUAAUUUAGAAGAACCAUAAUCAUGCAAAAAGAAAAAAAAAAAAAACAAAAACAACACUCCUUCGCAUAUAUUAACACUUGUGGAUGUUUAAGAUCUAAAUGAUUUGUAAUUUGUGCCCCCAUACACCGCCACAAGAACUUUAUAUAGCUGUAGUAUAGUAGUAUGUAUAAUUUUUUUUAUUAUAAAUUUAACCACAGAACCAGCAUCCAUUUUACAAAGAUAAGGCUAUAUACCUACCAACAACAAUGAUUUCUAUACAAAUUGAAAUCUAUAGAACAUUUGUAAGACAUUUAAUAAAGAUAAGAUAAAAGGAAGACCACAGAGAUAUCCUAACAAGCCAAAAAGCCCGUCUCCCAGCAAUUCUUAAUGCAGAAGAAACGGUGUGUGAGCAGAACAUUCCAUACUCUCGCACUACUACAAGGAAGUUUAUAAAAACGUAUCAUCAUACCAUCUUAAGUUUAAACGUCGUUCGAAACUCGUUUGCCAAUUUGGUUAAUUUGUUAAUUUUUUAACAAUUUAAUUUGACGAAUUUAUGUCAGAGAAUUUAUUUUUAAAUAUCCAAGGGAAAAGCAGAUGCUUUCAAACUAUAAUCACCAAAAUUGUUUUUUUUAGCAUUAUCAAUAUACUUCAAGGCCAAACCGAAGAGAGAAAAAAGAAAGAGAGAGAGAGAGAUACUCCGAGAAAGGUCUGUUAGCUCCCUAGAAAAGUAACAAAUGUAUGUGAAACUCUUGCCUUUCAAUUAACAACAUAACAUGUAGUCUGGUCUUCUAGUGUAUUGAAAUGUUAACUUUCUAUACAUAUAUGUCUACUAGAAGGAUUUUUGAUAGAACUUAAGCAUGCAACAACUCUCUAGCAUCUAAGGAAACUAGAAUAUAAAAAAAGAAACAUCAACAUUAAGAAAGAAAUCUACAACAAAUCCAAAAUAACAGGAACUAUUGUGUUGCAAACACAUCAAAUAAAGAGUGACAUUAACUGUA
Stomoxys calcitrans (stable fly) is the source of this 2729-nucleotide messenger RNA. RefSeq names its product heterogeneous nuclear ribonucleoprotein 87F. The transcript has 4 exons. Gene Ontology annotation, molecular function: RNA binding. NCBI's taxonomy places the organism in Eukaryota, Metazoa, Arthropoda, Insecta, Diptera, Muscidae. The record is from RefSeq and is a predicted model, not a curated record. The coding region runs from base 175 to 1308 and encodes 377 amino acids.